This is a messenger RNA of Astyanax mexicanus (Mexican tetra), 1283 nucleotides long. RefSeq lists its product as uncharacterized. The transcript is spliced from 12 exons. The record is from RefSeq and is a predicted model, not a curated record. The coding region runs from base 564 to 1187 and encodes 207 amino acids. Lineage: Eukaryota; Metazoa; Chordata; Actinopteri; Characiformes; Acestrorhamphidae.
AAAGACCUCCUGAAAACCAGGUCAGAGUUCAAGAAUGUACAGUUACGAGUGACUGAGAGGAACAGAACAACUUCUCUGUGUCAAUGUUCCCGAUCGAUGAACAACACAAGGAAAGGCUGACCCAACUCUAUGCUGUACAGAGACGAGAGAAUCUUAUAAUCGCAAGAUUCUCACGUUAUGCUACACUUGAACUCCGGGAUUUAAAAAGCCUUUGUCCACCUCAUCUCCUACAAGACUCAGGAAAGUGUGAGAUGCCUUGGCUAACUGACAAUGCUGUAAGCUGUCGGCUUGCACAAAUAGCUGGAGAGGCACAAAAUGUUGUGGCUUUGUCAACAGACACCUUCAUUUUAUGGCACAGAGACUGGAUAGCCUCCAAAAAAAAUUAAGAAUCACAUGUAAAAGUGCUUGAGAAUUCCCAGAAAAUCCUUUGUCCACGGAUUGUUGGAAAAGGAGAUUCACCAGAGAAGGGGUGCCACUUCAUCAUUUGGGUUUUUGAUGUGCCAGCAAAGGAGAUCAGAAUUUAUGACAACACACAACAAUACGUCACAAUUAGAAAUUCUGACAUGGACAUCCUCAAGGAAGCUUUUAAACAGUAUGAGUCCCUAGAGGGCUGGACUGUAUCUAAUCCACACCAAUGGACCAAAAAUGAUGGCUACAACUGUGGAGUUUUUGUUUGCACGAUGGCAGAGAUGGAAGCAAAACAUCUCAAAAUGUGUCCUGAAGUGCUGCACACUGGACAACUUCUACAUCUUCGGAUUUACCAUGCCACAUGUAUGGUGAAAAAUCUGCAAACUGAGGACUUUCCACCUGAGAUGGGACUGGGGGAUGGUAUAUCUGAAAACAGAUGUAUGGCCCAGGACAUUAAAGUUUGCGUUUUUCAAAAAGUGGGGAAAAAAGCCAUGCAUCCACAUGUGAAGGAGGUGGAAUGGAUUCAGUGUGACAUCUGCAAUGGAUGGUUACACACGGACUGUGCCGGCAUCAUACCUGCAACAGUCACAAAAGACACACCAUUUAGCUGUGGAUGCAACAUGCAACAGCCAUACCUUUAUGAAAGUACAUUGUCACUCAUAAAGAAGGGACUUUUGGUCAACCUCGUAAUGGAAGACCACGAAAUAAUGAACAUACACAACAAUAUCACAACAGGGGCAGUAAGAUCCAACAGGAUGUAUCUGCAUGUUCAUCCCUAGGGGUGUCACGAUUCUCUAAAUCCUCGAUUCGAUUUCAUUUUCGAUUUGAGGGUCACGAUUCGAUUCGAUUCUCGAUUUUCUUGUUUUUUUUUUUUC